AUUUAAUAUUGUUAGGUACUUUGUACUAUAAUUAGAACUUAAAGUCUUGUUAUGUAAAACAGAGCUUUCUAGUUUCCACAACCAAUAUGGUUUGAACCAAGAAGACAACAGAGCUUUUCCAAUUCUCAGAAUUAUUCUGGCAUUUCCAGGAUUCAUAUAGAUGAAGAAGUUUCUGUUUCAGAUCUGUACAGUAACUCCAAAAGAAAAGAAGGAAAAAAAAAUGAAAAAAAGAAAAGGCUGUUUUCGUGUGGGAGUUUAAUUUUAACAUGAAUAAUGACAAAAUUGCUGCUUUUAGAUAGAGAUUAUUAGUAACGCAUCCGUCCAACUAGCUACCAGAGGCAGCCAAAUUGUCAAAAAGAAAGUAUCUAGUCGCCAGCCAAAAAAACAAAAAGGUUAAACUUGCAUAACCUAGUACCCCAUCGAUUAUCUAUACAAACAUUGUUUUAGGAUUAAGAGUUCACCCUCCCUCCUUGUCUUGGAAAAGAUAUGCUCGUAUUAUCCAUGGAAUUUCUCUCAUCAACCCCUUUUUUCCACGCUGUUUUUUGGACUAUAAUUCUAUCCCUUUUUUUCGCUUUCCAACUCAUAGCAGCGAAAGUGAGGAAAAACAAGAAAAAGUACCCACCUAUUGGCGGUACUGUAUUUCACCAUCUGCUCAACUUCAACAGGUUGCAUCAUUUUAUGACUGAUCUUGCUCGGAAGCACAAGACUUACAGGAUUCUCGGUCCCUUUAGGAAUGAGAUUUACACUUCUGACCCUGCAAAUGUUGAAUAUAUACUCAAAACAAACUUUGACAAUUAUGGCAAGGGUUUAUACAAUUACAACAUUCUGAAGGACCUUCUAGGUGAUGGGAUUUUUACGGUGGACGGUGAUAAGUGGCGCCAACAGAGGAAGGUGUCCAGCUACGAGUUCUCCACCAAAGUGUUGAGAGACUACAGUAGUGUAAUUUUUCAAAAAAAUGCAGUAAAAGUUGCUCAUAUUUUGUCUGAAAUUGCAACAACCAGCAAGAAAAUUGAUAUUCAAGACAUAUUUAUGAAAGCAACCCUUGAUUCAAUAUUCAAAGUUGCAUUUGGAGUUGAAUUAGACAGUAUGUGUGGUUCAAAUGAAGAAGGCAAAAAUUUUAGGAAUGCCUUUGACAAUGCAAGCGCAAUGACAGUCAGGCGCUAUGUUGAUGUCUUGUGGAAAAUUAAGAAGUUUCUAAAUAUUGGAUCAGAAGCUGCCAUGAAGCAGAACACCAAGAUCGUGAACCAUUUUGUCUACAAGCUAAUCAGCAACAAAAUCAAUCAAAUGCGGAGCUCAAAUGAUGAUUCUUCUACGAAGAGAGAAGAUAUUUUAUCAAGGUUUCUGCAAGUAGCUGAGACUGAUCCAAUAUAUUUACGCGAUAUAAGUCUCAGCUUCAUCAUAGCUGGCAAAGACACAACAGCUGGCACACUUUCCUGGUUCAUUUAUGUGCUCUGCAAACAUCCGGAUAUUCAAGAGAAGGUUGCACAAGAAGUGAGGGAAGUGACUAGCACAAAAAGGGUCAUCAACGUGGAUGAUUUUGCAGCCAGUGUGACUGAAGAAGCUUUGGAAAACAUGCAGUAUCUUCAUGCUACAAUCACAGAAACUCUUAGGCUCUACCCUGCAGUUCCAGUGGAUGCAAAGGUUUGCUUCUCUGAUGAUACUUUGCCUGAUGGAUUCCAUGUUAGGAAAGGAGAUCUGGUGGCAUAUCAACCUUAUGCAAUGGGCAGGAUGAAAUUCUUAUGGGGUGACGAUGCAGAAGAAUUCAGACCAGAGAGAUUUCUGAAUGAAAAUGGUGUUUUCCAGCCAGAGAGCCCUUUUAAGUUCACAGCAUUUCAGGCAGGGCCACGCAUUUGUCUUGGAAAGGAGUUUGCUUAUAGGCAAAUGAAGAUCUUCGCAGCCAUUUUGCUAGGCUGUUUUACAUUCAAAAUGAGCGACGAGACGAAAAACGUCACUUAUAGGACAAUGCUCAAUCUUCACAUUGACCAAGGUCUCGAAGUUUGUAUCUCGCACAGAAAUUAAAAUUAGCAUGGAAGUAGAACUUGAGCCUCCUAGAUUGGCUUCCUUUUACAUGUAAAAUAAUCCAAUAUUUAAAGACUCGUGUCUUCAAAAGAAAUAAUAUAAUGAAACGUUUUAGACAAA
Messenger RNA from Ziziphus jujuba (common jujube), 2139 nucleotides. RefSeq names its product cytochrome P450 704C1. Gene Ontology annotation, molecular function: oxidoreductase activity, acting on paired donors, with incorporation or reduction of molecular oxygen; iron ion binding; monooxygenase activity. The transcript is spliced from 6 exons. NCBI's taxonomy places the organism in Eukaryota, Viridiplantae, Streptophyta, Magnoliopsida, Rosales, Rhamnaceae. The coding region runs from base 487 to 2019 and encodes 510 amino acids. The record is from RefSeq and is a predicted model, not a curated record.